AUGGUUCACCCCUUGAGGCGAGGUGCCAGGACUCUCACAUGGACGAGAGUCCUUCCGCGCCGAACGCGACAGGGUGCGUCAUUGCUUCGCGGAGUGCAAGCAAGAUACGUUCAGAUCCGUUCUACGCCCACAGAGCGACCAGCGGCUGUCAGUGGGAGCAAUCUGCCCAUUGUUGACACCCCUAGCUCCGCGGAGUCUGCCGAUGCGCGUUUCGAUGUCAUUGGAGCACCGUAUUCGCUACUAUCCGUUUCUCUUUCGGCGUCACAGAAUCUCUACACACGGCGGGGAACUUUAGUGGGACUGAGUGGGAAAGCAGACAAUGUGAUCUCAACAUUGAGCGUCCUCGAGCCUUUCCAGCGAGCCCCUGUCGGCGUACCAUUCCUAUAUCAGAAGAUUUCGUCCGCUAGCCCUAUCACUGCUUUGAUUUCGACCCGAUCUCCGGUUACGUCGUUCGCCGUUGUUCACCUCAAUGGCUCUGUGGAUUGGAUGGUGGCCCAGAGACGCGCUUUACUGGCAUGGAGUGGUCGCGCGCUGACUAUUCGGCCUAAAAUCAACACAGACUUGAGUCUGGCUCACUGGGGUAGCUCCGAGGUCACUGGCAGAGGCUUAUUAGCGCUUGUUGGUAACGGCCAACUGUACUCGGUCGAGCUGAAAGCUGGGGAGCAAUACAUUGUCCACCCUAGCAAUGUCGUUGCAUACGCCAUGAGCUCAAACCCCCCUCGCCCAUACCGCUUCAAAUCAACAACCCUAAAAUUCCAGGUCCCUGGCCUCAAAAGCCUGCCCACUAUCCUCCAAAACACCAAAUUCAUCCAAGCCAUGUCGGAUACAGAUACGUGGAAGACGGCCAUGAAAAUCUUUCAUCAACUCCGUACGUGGUCUCGGAUGACCAUUUGGGGGGACAGAUUAUUUCUGCAAUUCGACGGACCAUCGACUAUCCUUCUGCAAUCCCGGGGAGCUCGAAUUAACGAGGUUCUGACAACCCACGAAGUCAACGAACUCGCCAGCGCACCCCGAGGGCUGACAAUCCUCCCCGCAGGAAAGUACCAACCUGAAGAAACGGCCCCGAAGAGAGUACCUGGCUCAAGAACAGUCGAGGAAAUCGAAGCUGAAAUUCAAGGCGUCAGUCAAAAAAUUGCGGUUUUGACAAAAGAAGGAAAGGUAAUAUUUGAGAAGCCUGGGCAAUAG
Molecule: messenger RNA, 1185 nt
Organism: Aspergillus calidoustus
Lineage: Eukaryota; Fungi; Ascomycota; Eurotiomycetes; Eurotiales; Aspergillaceae
Source: the annotation of a GenBank genome assembly